Messenger RNA from Bombina bombina (fire-bellied toad), 3739 nucleotides. RefSeq names its product centrosomal protein 112 (gene CEP112). The transcript has 29 exons. The record is from RefSeq and is a predicted model, not a curated record. Lineage: Eukaryota; Metazoa; Chordata; Amphibia; Anura; Bombinatoridae. Bases 79 to 3084 code for a protein of 1001 amino acids.
CCUAAAGUGUGGGAGUUUAAACCGUCAGUGGAUACAACUGGACACCUGUGCUCAGAUCAUAUUUGCAUAAGAACAACAAUGAGCAAUCAGGAAGAUGCCUGGGAGAGAUUAGAUGCUGAGUUUGAUCACUUUCUUGUCGACAUGAAGCCAUAUAUCCUCAAGUUACCUCAAAAACAAGAACGGCAGAGAUGUGCAUUAUGGAUUAAAAAACUGUGUGACCCCUCUGGGGCAGGAGCCGGAAUUACAGGCAGAAAGAAUCGGAACUUACACACAAAGUUGCUUCUCCAUAUGCUGAAGCGCGGUGUGCUGGAAGGGCCCUUUACCCAGAAACCCGAGGCAGGAAUGCUUAAAACAUUACCGACAUAUAUGUCCAUAUACUUUGAUGAGCCAAAUACUUCCCGGUCUCAGACUGCUGGUUCUGAUGGGCUACCUGACUGGGUAUUGGGGGAACUGGAGACCAGCGAAAGGACAGAUGACUCCUGGAAAAUGUCUCUAAAAGAAGACCCAGCAUCUGGGAUGUCUCCACCAAAACAGCAAUACCAAUACAGAAAUAAACUCACCUCACGAUCUCUGAGCUCUAUACACAGACUUGAAGAGGACAACCUUGCCUUGCAUCAUACGCGUGACCAUCUAAAGAAAACCUCAACCAGUCUGGAUGACAGCGACAUUGAAGCUCGUUUGAACAGCUGGAAUCUUGGGAUAGAAAACCCCAGGUAUUUACGUGAGAAGCCGAUCCCUCUGUCUCCGAUAUCUCCCAAAACUAGUCUUGGGAAAAGUGCCUCGUUAAGAGAUGAACAGGUACUCUUGCGCCUACAUGAGAAAGAGAUAUCUCCUAAACGUGGUCAUGGGAAAAGCAGUACACUGAGAGAUGAGCAAGUGCUUUUAAGAUUACAUGAAAAAGAGAUGUUAAUACCAAACAGGAGAGAUAUCACUGAUGAAUCUGCGGAGGAAUCCCUUUCCCAUAGUGGGUUACAUUUUAACAAUACUGACAUGAAAAUCAAGGCGCUGGAAGCCAAAUUCCAUGAGGAGAAACUGAAACUCCAGCAGAAACAUGAUGCGGAUGUGCAGAAGAUUUUAGACCGAAAGAAUAGAGAGACAGAGGACUUAAAGACUCAUUAUAGAAGCAAACAGAAUGAGUCAGAAGAGACCAUAAGGAAGCUUGAGAAGAAAGUUCAGACACUGCUCCGGGAAUCUCAAGUGAUUAGAGAGUCCAAAGAGUCACAAAUAACAGAAUUAAAGAAGCUUUGUGAGCAGAGCACAGAAACACUGAAGAACGAAUGGGAGAAAAAGCUCCACGAUGCCGUGGCAGACAUGGAGAAGGAAAAGCUUGAGUUGCAGAGAAAGCACACAGACAACAUUCAGGAGUUACUUGAUGACACAAACACGCGGCUCCAGAAAAUGGAAUCUGACUACAUGGCACAGACAAAAGCGAUUACACUGACUGUGAAGGAGCUGGAAGCUCGAGUUCAGCAAAUGACAAUAGAAGCAGAGAACAGUAACUUACAGCGCCAGAAAUUAUCACAAGAAAAUGUAGAGCUUGAGAAGUUGUACCAGGCAGCAGACAAUGAGCUGCAGGAGUUACAGACAAGAUGUACUUCUUUAAUUAAAGAGAGAGAUCGUUUAACACAGGACUAUGAGAAAAGAAUCCAGCAGUUACAGAGCAAAUAUGAUUCCGACCUCAGUUAUAUCACACAACAGAAUGCUGUGUCAGCCGCAAAAGCAUCUGAUGUUAUUGAAGAAUUGGAGCUGCGGGUCUCUCAAUUAAAACAACAUCUAGAAGAAUCAGAACAUCAAAGGCAGCAGCAACUGAGGGACCAAGAGAGUAAAUUUCAGAAGGAGAAACUUCAUCUGGAGCGUCAAAAUGAGAAAAAGGUGCAUAAUCUUCACAAGGAACUUGAAGAAGCAACAGAAACUUCUCAAAAGAAAUUAUCCAAGGCAGAAGCAAUGCUGAAGGAGAGAGACGAGCAGCUGACACGGCUCACCGAGGUUCAGAGGCUGCAGGCACAGCAGGCUGACACGGCCCUGGAAGAGUUCAAGCGACAGGUGGAGGCAAACACUGAGAAAGUCUACUCUGAAAUGAAGCAGCAGAUGGAAAAAGUUGAAGGAGACCUCAGUCUUUCAAAAUUUCUUAGAGAAAAACAAACCAAGGAAUAUACCCGGCAGCUAGAGGAACUCAAGCAAAGCUAUGAGCAGAAGAUAGUAGAGCUCAAGCUGGAGUAUGAACAGGAGAAGACAUACCUUUUCCAGCAACACAAUACAGAGAAAGAAGGAAUAAUCAAGGACCACGAACAGGAAAUCGAUAGACUGGAGAAGCAGCUCAGGAGUGCCAUGUCGGAGCAUGAGAAGAAGACUCAGGCAUGGAGACAGCAAGAUGCGCAGACAAUAUCCAACCUGGAAGCUCAAGUGUACAAACUGAAAGAAGAGCUGAUCAAAGUGAAUACGCAACGCAAGCAGCAGUUGGUGGAGCUGGAACAGCUAAGAGACGAGGAGAACCACAAGACGGCUCAGGAACAUGACGCAGCAAUGAACAAGCUGAGGACAGAUAUGGAGUUAAUGAAGCUCAACUUGGAAAAGUCUCAUGCAACUCAGACUGAGCAGACAAUUGAGAAGGCCAACAGCAGGUUGAAGCAGAUUGAGAAGGAAUACAAGGAUAAACUUGCCAAAUCAACUCAGAUGGUAUCUGAGCUCCAAGCCACCAUUUCUUCUAUGCAACAAGAGACCAGCCAGAAGCUACACAUUAUGGAGAGGAGACUUCAAGAAACAUCUCAGAAACAUGAAGAGGAGAAAAGACAUUUGAUGAAAGAAAAUGAAAAAACAAUAAAGCUUUUGAAAGAUGAAGUUGAAAACUAUUGCACUCAGCUCCGAUCAGCCGAAAAACAGCUUCAGGAGAGAGAACUGUCAAUGCAGGAACAGGUGACAAAUAUCCGCCAAGAUUACGAGCUAAAGAUGAAGGGUCUGAUGCCCAAAGCCAUGCGGCAGGAGCUCGAAGACACAAUUACGUCAUUGAAAUCACAGGUGAACUUUCUACAGAAGCGAGCAAACAUCCUACAGGAAGAAUUACAGAUAUAUCAAAGAAAAAUGUAAGCACGGUUAUGAUUGAGUACGGAGUAUAAAGAAAAAGACCAAUUCUUCUUCAGUCAAACUGUGAGAUUUUAUCUAAUAAAUAUGUGCAAUUCUGUACACAUUUCAGUAUUUAUUUAUUUUUUCCUAUUCAUUGUAUUUUUCCUUUUUUAUUUUAAAUUUCCCAUCUUUGAAACACAGAAAUCUGAUUUUUUUUCUCGAGCAUCCUUUGUAUGCACAAACCUCUAAACUCUUUUUUGGUUGUUUGAACACAAAGGAUUAUACUAAAGCGCAUUUCCCAGAGCUGUGCAGUGCACAUUUAAUUCACAUUUUAUGCACUUCAGAUGUCUACAUUUUCAUGCAAAAAAAACUUCUGCAAUGUUUAAUUCUCUUUUAAAUACAUGAAAGACAUUUUGGAUUUCAGUGUCCCAUAAUCCCCUUUUGUUUCAUCCCCCCCCCUGUCAGCCAUAGCGUAAAUAUGAAUAUAUCACAUAUUCCUUUGUGCAGUGUGAAACGUCAAUCCAUGUUUGUCUUUUUGUUGUAUCAAUCUCAUAUUUAACCAUGUUUAAAAAAUAUGUAUUAUUUUAUAUUAUUUAAUAUACACUGUUAUUGUUUACAUCUUGUAUUUGCUUGUUUUAUCUUUUUUUAUAUAUAUAUAAAAUUAAAGAUUUUUUUUAUA